AGAUAGAAAUCAGUCAUUCUAACCCCGAACCCCUCUGGCGGGAAAUCCCAUACCCCCGUCCCCCCACGGCUUUCGAAAUGUCGAGUUUCCCCGAAUUAUCCUCUUUGUUUGCGACCAUGGCGUCGUCUCUCCAAAAUCUAGAUCCAAUGAAUGGAAAUGAUGAUCCAAAUCUCGCCCUCUCAAUCUCAAAUCUGAAUCGUUCACUCAACUUGAGCGAAACCCCUGGGGUUCGAGUUCUGGAUGCUGCACUUUCUCUCAUGUGCUACACUGGUCCACAGGUUUAUGAUUCAGUGAUUGAAUACACUGGGAGAACGAUUGCUACUGUUCUAACGUCGUCAAUCGGCUGCAAGUUGUUCAGAAUUAAUGAGGAGGAGGUUUUGAGAGUCGGUGGAUCGAUUUCCAGUCGAGAUUGUGUGAAAAUUGUUGAAGCGUGUGCUGAGGUAUUGGAAAAUUUACACGGGCAUAAAGGUCAUCAUACUUGCUCUCUCUCUGUUUUUUACUUGGUUGGGGGUGAGCUAACCCUUCCAAACGUCAGAUUUGAUAAAAAUGGUUGUCUUGAAAGUAUUUUGCUUGUGGGUUGUGAAAAUUUUGCCUCGACCAAAGAGAAAUGGAGGGAGGGAAAUCAGGAAGGAGCUGUAGAAGUUUUGGGCUUACCCCAAUCAUUUGUUUGCAAGACUUUAUUUCUUGAUUUGGACGAGUUGUUACUGACUCGAGAAGUGCGGGCUAAGCUCUUGUGUAGUUGCCGCGCAUUCUGCUCUGUCGUAGAUGUAGCCACGAUAGACUGCAGUUUCAAAACCCAACUUACAGCUCCUCCAGUAAGAGUAAACACAUAUCCUAUGGUGGACUUGCUUUUGUCAAGAUCACCUAUUAUAGCAAACAUCAAGCUACCCACUGCAGAUGUAUACGGUACUCGAGAUAUCUCAAUCCUCUCUGCUUCAUUGCUAGGACUCAUACUUGAGGAUAACUUGAAAUUAAUAGAAAAUGGGGUAGAAAUUCGCUUACAAUCUUGCAUAUUGAAGCGAUGCAAGAUUUUUUUUCUUCAAUCUUCAAUAAGAUCUUUGUUGGGGCUUGCUACCAAUAUGUCGUCAACAUACAACAGCAGAAUAAUGAAAUCAUUAUCUCCAAAUCUCAUGUAUUAUGCACACGGAUCUGAACUGAGUCUGUUUGCUAUCAUUUUCUUUUUCUUGUACCUUGCCUUUUGCAAAUAUCACAUCUUUGCUGAUUAUCACCUUGAUGGCAGUGGGAUCCCACAGGUGAUUUUGACUGCUUUUGCCCAGAAUGACUUGGCUAGCCCCGCAGUUCUCAACAUUGCCUUUGUUCUUUCUAACAAUGUUCUGUUCAUCCGCUCUGCUACUUCAUUUUGCUGUGGAGUCUAUCUUUUCUGCUUUCAUCACUACAAGCGAGCCUUUGAUUAUCUUCAUGACCCCAUCUUGUUGCUCUUGUGGUAUCUUGAUCCAAUGAUUUUGAAGCAAGAUGUGUCACAAAUUUUGCAAGAGGUUAUUAGAAGACCUUUUCUUUGUUUGAGCAAAGAAAUCUAUGAAAGGAUUGAAUGGCGUUCAAGAUUAAUAUGCCUGGUCAUAUCUCCUUCAUUGUUUAUUGAGACAAGGGCCUUGUUACACAACUGGUUUCUUCUAACGGGUAUGACUUCUGUGCUAGAGCUUCUGACCCAUCUUGUUGCACAAGUGCUAGAUAUAAUUUCCAGACCGAUGUGGUGGGGCAUAUCCAUGGAAGUUGGAUCAAAACUCCCCUUUUCUCAUGCUUAUUUUCCCUAUGAGCAUAAGUUGUUGCAGAUUUUAGCUGGACCCAAGUCACUGGACUUACAAUCAACUCCUGCUCUUGAUACAAACUUUAGCGGCAAGACGUCUUUGCUUGCCAGGUUAACUUGCCAUUUGCCAAAUGAAAUCAACGUUAAGAAUGGAGAAGUACCAUUAAGGUUGCUCUUGUGGUAUCUUGAUCCAAUGAUUUUGAAGCAAGAUGUGUCACAAAUUUUGCAAGAGGUUAUUAGAAGACCUUUUCUUUGUUUGAGCAAAGAAAUCUAUGAAAGGAUUGAAUGGCGUUCAAGAUUAAUAUGCCUGGUCAUAUCUCCUUCAUUGUUUAUUGAGACAAGGGCCUUGUUACACAACUGGUUUCUUCUAACGGGUAUGACUUCUGUGCUAGAGCUUCUGACCCAUCUUGUUGCACAAGUGCUAGAUAUAAUUUCCAGACCGAUGUGGUGGGGCAUAUCCAUGGAAGUUGGAUCAAAACUCCCCUUUUCUCAUGCUUAUUUUCCUUAUGAGCAUAAGUUGUUGCAGAUUUUAGCUGGACCCAAGUCACUGGAAAAUUUUCAUCAUUUAGUUUAUAAAAUUAAUGGAUCUCUUUCUCAUUCUAGAGGUCAUUGGGACGCGACUUCAAAGAAUGCUGCAACAAUGAUCAAAAUGGUGGACUUAAAAUCCAUAUGGUGCUUGACAUUGAACUUCCUGGAUUGGUUCUUUUUUGCAUCUGUCUUGCUCUUCUCUGACAAGACUUCUCUCAGUAAUUCCCUUUCCGAACUUAUAUUCACAUCAACUUAUUCAUGGCAGAAUGCAGAAAGGCCUUGUUCUGCCAAAGCUGCAAGGUAUAUUGCAUGGAUUUUGAACCCUAUCAGUGAAUCUCAUCAGGGUCUCUUAGUUAAUUAUUUGACUAAAGUAUCAGAGUCGUGGACUUGCAAUUGGUUCCACCCUAGUAUGUGCAAUGAGACAACCGACAGGAAGGAAAAUGGGAGACCUGAUUUACACAAUAAAGCAUCCGAUGUGCUGGAUAUUGGUGAGGUUUGGCUAUGGAUCCAGGAAUUUCAAGACACAUACAUUAGGUAUUGUAAAGAAGCUCUUGGCGUUUCAGCUUCCAGUAAAGUGCAAACAUGCAAAGAGUUCAGCAUUCUACGAAACCUGUUAUUUGGAAGGAUUCCGUUAGGCAUCUUGAUCGGUUACUGUAAUCAUUUAACUCCGGCAGGAUGUGAACUGUUUUUGCAUUAUGCUGCUACUGGAAAUGUCUCUCAAUUUGCUGAAACACAAAAUACUGGAUUGAAGCUAAGAAGCCAGAAAUGCAAUUGGCAAGAGGGUUCGGUUCCAUUGACUGAAAAUUAUACUAGAACAGAGGCUAUUGCAGGGACCCGAGUUGCCUUUGAAAUAAUAGAUGUAACUGAGACUUUGUCACAUUCUAUUGAGACUGAAGAGAAUGGAUUGGAUUUAAUCUGCCAAGUGAAAUCAAAGACUGGGAACUAUCUGGUCAAGUGUAUCAAGAGGCUACUUCAACUGAAAAUCGAUGAAGAUGAUGGUCUUCAAAUGAGGAGCGACCUUCUCACUAGACUGAUCAGAUGGAGAUGUCAAGGGAAAGAUGUUUUUCUGAAAAAUAAGGAUCUGAAUGACUUAGUCGAUGCUUUUAGUUUUUCACCGCCGUGCCUGUAAACUUUUGUGAAAGCCGAACCAAACGUACUGAUUUACAGUACAAUAUUUGGAAGAACUAAGAAAUCAAAGAAUUCUGCUGGCUUGACAAAACUUCAGUCCCAGGAAAGAAGACUGUAAUACAAUACAAAUAUAAAUAUGCAAAAGAUACUAAAAAUCCCUGCAUAUCCAGCUUACAGAAGGUUAGUCCUCAUCUUCAAACGUAAAUUAUUGUUGUUUCGAUGCCAUUAUGAUUGUCGUAAUUUGUAAAUGCAUUUUAAUUAAUAGUUAACCAUCGACAAACCUUGUCAAUUGUCCUAUUUUCCUAUCCAUGGUGAUGGCGCUUUGAUUUUG
Molecule: messenger RNA, 3752 nt
Organism: Olea europaea var. sylvestris
Lineage: Eukaryota; Viridiplantae; Streptophyta; Magnoliopsida; Lamiales; Oleaceae
Exons: 16
Coding region: 78-3422 (1114 amino acids)
Source: RefSeq, a predicted model, not a curated record